This is a messenger RNA of Pomacea canaliculata, 3851 nucleotides long. RefSeq lists its product as uncharacterized. The transcript has 7 exons. The record is from RefSeq and is a predicted model, not a curated record. Gene Ontology annotation, biological process: axoneme assembly. The coding region runs from base 33 to 2606 and encodes 857 amino acids. NCBI's taxonomy places the organism in Eukaryota, Metazoa, Mollusca, Gastropoda, Architaenioglossa, Ampullariidae.
ACCGAAAUGAAACUCUGCUACCCAAAGGAGGGAUGAUGCAGGGAAAGAGUGAGAGACAGGACAUACCUCCUCAAAAGCAGUAUGUGAUGAAAUCCAAAACUGAAAGUGCAUCAGGUCAGAGACUGUCUGCUGCACGUCCUGUCCAGGGGUUAGUACUUCCCUCUGGGCCAUCAUUUGAUCCUGAGGACGAAGAAGAUCUGAAGAAGGAGAUUUCAUACCAAGAACAGCUUAAAUCACGGAUUUCAGAAGCUCAAAGGGUAGCGGAAGAAACCACAGUACCACGAUUGUCUCUGUGGGAUGGGGACAGUGAAGACUUUAUGCAAGAUUCCCUUGAUGUCCCAGAAGACAUUGAGAUUGACAGUGAGCGGCACAAGUACCACAGAGACUCUGUAGACAUCUAUCACCACCAGCAGCGGCAACCACCACAAAACAUCCACAACAUGGAGUGGGGCAAUCCUCCUGCCCCCCCUCCUGCUGUGGUACCCCAUAGUGACUUCUCAGCUCAGCCAUCACAACCCAACCCCUCUCCUCAGGCAUUUUCUCACAAUAGCUUGGCUUUGAACUUUGACACCAGGGAGGGCUAUGUUGGUGCAAGAUUUUCUAAUGCCUACGAACAGCCUCAAGCCAGCAACAGAGAUCCAGUAAUGCCCCAAAGACGUCCACAGUAUUACCCAGAGGAAGAACUUGCUCACCAGCAUGCACACUUUAGUCAUGGGUAUGCACCCUUAAAACAACAGCAGCAAUCUAGUCAAUUCAGGCAGCUGCCUCACCCACAGUCCCAGCAGGAAUCUUAUUAUGCUCCGCAACAGCUGCAGGACCGGCACCAUCAGCAGCAUUCUCAGCAGCAAAAUGCUUAUUAUUUGCAGGAGCAGGAGCAGUACCUGUCUGACAUGGAUCCUGCUUUUCAGGGUCAGCAUCCUCGGGUUGUCGGGACAGGUCAUUAUAUGGACAGGGGUGGUCCUCCUCACCUGGGUUAUGUGGCACCCCAAGCAGAGGUGCAUGAUGGAUAUUACAUGACAGAAACUCAGAGCUAUGGGUCUGGACGAGGAAAUGGACAUCAAAAUCAAUCUAACCUUGAAGGUGGUGGUGUUUAUGGAAACUCUGCAAAAUUUGUUGACCAAAAUUCUUACGAGGCUGAAGAUGAAGUACCUCAAUUGAAUGCAGAGCAUGAAGGGAGCAUCCCUCUGGACAUGAGCAAACCACCAAAGCCCUCGUACGACUACAUUAAUAACAAUAAAAUUGACUAUGGUCGGGCCCCAAGACGAACUUACAAAAAGAUUCAUGACGUUAAGAAAGAUGAAAAGGAGAAACUGGCUGAUAUUUUCAUCACUAAGAGCAAAAAAAAGAGCUCAGAUUCACAGCUAAGCAGCCGAGACAACUCCCUUAAUCGAUAUCCUGCCAUAGCAGAGCAUCCAGGUCAAAAAAUGGCUUCAGAUGCUGAGCACUUGUGGGCACAACGCUCAGCCACGCUGGCUCAAACACGGCAGUUGCCAGGAAGGAAGAAGCAACUCUCAAACACCUCCCUGAUGAGUAUAAAGAGCCAGCAAAUGAACCUCAGCAACUCCUCAGCUAUAUCUUCCAGGUCUCAGAUUGAUCCUGUGCAUCUGCCUUUGCGACGGCCCCUUGAGCUAAAACCUGUUCAUCAGGAAGUGAUAACUGAAGAUGGACAGCGAAUUAGUGUAGAUGUCAACCUGAGACUUAUUUCCCCUACUGCACAAGGAGAACGUGAACAGUUGGGUCAUGAGAAUGUUGCCAGUAGCAGACACAGUGGCCCUAUUGGAGAACCAAGACAACGGUGGCCUGGCCAGCCAUAUCCAGCUGACAAUGCACUUUCCACUGGGCAGCAGCCAUAUGCUUUCCAAAAUGAAAAUGAAUACCAACACGGACGAUACUCAGCAGAUGAUGCUUUUGCAUCCAAGAAGCAUGGAGGUCUGGCUAGUGGCUACCUGAGUGACAGUCAUCAUGAUUACAAUGGAGGACACACUGUUAAUCCCUUCCCCAAGAUUCCUCCUAUUCCCAUUGGUUCUGAUGAUGGUGCACCACGGUCAGCUCCAGUUCUGUCUGAAGGUAGCUACAUGCAAACAUAUCUCCGUGAAAAGGAGAAGAUGGAGAAGGGAGAGAAGCCAUGGUAUCGUGUGUAUAGCCUGCAAGAUUACAAAAGAAUGCAGAAGGAGGUUUGCCUGGGAACCUUGGGACCUGAUCUAGACAGCGAGACUUUUAAAGAAAAGCGAGAAAAGAUGCUGCGACAGAAUGAAUAUGCUAGGUCUGUGAAAGAAAAAAAUUCCAAAGAAAGGAUACACAGAAAGCCUCCAGCUGUUCCCAAACCUAAAGAGCAAGAUGACAUCAUCAGUAGGCGAACACUGGCAAUAGAAUAUGCCAAAAAUGUGCCAAAACCAACAGUUAAACCCAAGCCCACUCCUUACAAUUCAUACAACCUUGCUUCCCAGUUGUCUCCCAUUGCCAAGAACUCAGGUAGAGGCCAACAGCAGAAUUCUUUUCCUGAACCAUCAGUGGAGAUGCUUGACCUGGAAAGGCUACACCAGAGACACGAAGAGGAUAAACGCAGUGCUGAGCAAAUAAGACAGAAGGCCCAGGGAAUUUGGUGAUAAAAUGAAAGAAGUCUGUUUGGACAUGCAAGUAAAUCUGUGAUACAUGUUUAGUGUACUUCAGUUAAAUCACAAGCAAAAUUUCUGUCCGUUGAAGAAAAGUCUUCAUCAAACAGGGCAGCUUGCUAUGUGAUCUCAUGUUUGAUUGGUGUCAUCCUCGAUACUUGACUGAUCCGCAGGACUUUGGUUAUAAGAACAAUUUUCAUUGUUCAUACUUUGAUCAAAAUGUGCCUUUCUAUAUCAUAAGUUUAAUAAUGUUAAUUGGAGUGAUCAUUUCUAUGCUUACUGUCAUGCCUGGUUAGUGAAGAAAAAAAUGGUCAACCAGGUUCAUAUUUAAGAGAUUAAAUGUGUCGACAUUUAAUAGAUGAAAUGUAAGGAAGUAAUUCUUGUAAAACCUCAAAUACUACACUGUAUUAACUUCCCAUAAGAAUGUUUAUUUCACAUUAAAAAUAAAAACAGAAUUUGUUUGCAAUCAUGCAGUCAUUAAUUUCAUAGUUAUGUAGAAAGCAUUUCCUAAAAUUACUUGUACAUACUCGUUUUUGUCAGUCUUUGGUAAAUUGAAAAUCUGGAUCUACUCAGUUUAAAUGUAAAUAUUAAAAAUGCAGGUUUCCACUUUUGGCCUAAACUAGUACCAUAUUAACUAUAACAACUGUUUUUGUUAAUUUAGGCAUUGCUUUUUUUUGGUGGUUUAGCUCCCUUUUCCAAACUGAUGAAAGCAUGUACAUAACAGACAUACACUAAUACAUAUAUAAUGUAUGUUUAUGCAUUUUUUGUCUCUCACACACACAUGCCUGAGUAAAUAAGUUUAGCAAGAGCAUUUUUAUUGCACCUUUGCUUUCUUAAAACUGUCUUAUGAAUGUGAUCAACUUAAGUUAUUUUUGGCGUCUUUGAGUUUCAGUCUUGUACAUCUUGUUUAUGGUAGUUCUGAAAACAUCAGGGCAAAAACUAAAUUACAAGCUGUUUCACAUUUAAAACUUUCUUUCUAGCCCCAUCAAGAAGUGGAGUGGUUUGCUUUAAGAGCGAAAAAUAACAAACAAUAUGUAUUAUGAUUGGAGAGACAAAAAUAGCUUCUGGGAAUGUUUGCUAGAAAGAAUUUAACCUUGCACUGAUGUGUUUCUACAUUUCAGGCACCACAAGAAACAAAUCAACUUUUAUUCUGCCACACUGUAUACAUAUAUAUUGAAAGAAACUGUGAUAUAUUUCCUUGUCAGUUUUACACAUGUGGAAAUAAAGUAUAUUCUAUGC